This is a messenger RNA of Dentiscutata erythropus, 288 nucleotides long. NCBI's taxonomy places the organism in Eukaryota, Fungi, Glomeromycota, Glomeromycetes, Diversisporales, Gigasporaceae. The record is from the annotation of a GenBank genome assembly.
AUGUCUGUGGCUAUUCUCAGUGAUGCUCAUGAUUGUGAUCGUGCCAAAGAGAUUCAACUAGAAUAUUUAAGUGUUGAUGAUCUUAAGAAGCUUAAUAAAAACAAGAAGUUUAUCAAAAAACUCGCUAAAAAAUAUGAUGCAUUUUUAGCGAGUGAAGCUUUGAUUAAACAAAUUCCAAGAUUAUUAGGCCCUGGAUUACACAAGGCCGGUAAAUUUCCGACUCCGGUUAAUCAUAACGAUGAUUUAAAUGCCAAAGCUGAGGAAUUACGUUCGACAAUUCCAACUUAA